Rhodotorula graminis WP1 is the source of this 1299-nucleotide messenger RNA. RefSeq lists its product as uncharacterized. The transcript has 3 exons. The coding region runs from base 1 to 1257 and encodes 418 amino acids. Lineage: Eukaryota; Fungi; Basidiomycota; Microbotryomycetes; Sporidiobolales; Sporidiobolaceae. The record is from RefSeq and is a predicted model, not a curated record.
AUGCACUGGGUCGCGCUCCUGCGGUACGAGUACAGCGAGUCGCGCCGUCCGAGGCCCUCUGCGCUCCACCACCUCGCCUACGGCACCAACAGGCGCAUCCGCCGCGCCGCCCUCCCCCUCCUCUGCCGACAACCCGACGAGUUCGAGUACGGCACGCCGCAGCAGGUGUGGAUGCCUGGCGAGGGCCUCGUCGACCGCGAUAACUACGCGCGCGCAUGGCGGCAAGCGCGACAACUCUCGGCGCACCCGCCGUCCAGCCAGACUCGCCUCGAAUUGGUCGCCUACCACCGCCUCGCCAACAUUCCGCCUCUGCCGUUUCACCACGUCAAGCAUCUCGAGCUUCGGCGACCUGUACCAGAACACAUCGACGACAAGGUCGCGAGCGCUUACUUGGACGCGUUCCCGGCGCUCACGUCGCUCAAGGUCGUCGAGCCGGGCGAGUUCUUCUUGCGCGACUUGCGCCUCGCCGACCUGUCGCUCGUCGUGCGACCUCGCGCCUCGAUCAACAUGAGUAGUUUGUCGUCGAUGUGUCGCGGCCUGCGACGCCUCGAGAUCGAGGUCGUACGCCGACCUCGACCCGGCGAGCCGGUCGUCAAGUUCCCGCUCGUCGUCUUCCUGCGCGAGAACACCUUUCCGAUUGACAGCAUCUUGCGCGACCUGUCGCUCUCGGUCCGCCUCGACCCGACCCUGCGCUCCUUCCCUCAGCCCAUGCGGCCCAUCGUCGAGGCCCUCAGGAAGACGUUCGGCUCGUGCCGUCUCACGUCGCUGUCGCUCGACGACUACACGACCUGCGCGCCGCAAGACCUCGCCGUCCUCGCCACGACCUUUCCGACGCUCGAGUGCCUCUCGCUCCCCGACAGAACGACCUGGGACGGCUCCCGAGCCGACCUGCUCGCCGCGCUCGAGCCUCUCACCGCCCUCAAGAAGCUCUCCUGUCGCCUUCUUCCCGUCACACCCGCUUCGACGUACGAUACGCCGCCAAGUGCCACCUCUUCUCCAGCCACUCUAGCUGCCGACGACGCGCAAGAGCCCGACACAGCCAACGACGCCGCCGCCGCCGCCGACGACGACGCGCUGUUCGCCUCGCCACACGCGAUCGCGCUCGAGGCGGCCGCGCACCUGCCGCACCUCGAGCUGGUCGGUUUCAUCGGGCAGCACUGCGGGACCGAGUGGGUGCGCGUGUACAGGGACGAGCGCGGGAGGCCGGACGCGGUCGAGGGCGUCAGGUUGGUCGAGAUGGACUUGGACCGGCCGUAGCGGAGCGAGAUGGCGAGGGUGCACUGUAUGCUGUCGCUCGCC